GAAGUGCAAAAAUUGAGUUAUCAUAUCUUUCUGCUAAUAUUUUGUAUUUAUUUAAUUAAAAAAUGUGUGUAAAUACGUUCGUAAUAAGUACGCUUAUUACGGGAAUAAGUGUAUUUUGUUAUUAUAUUUUAAAUGAUGAAAACAGUGACAAUAAUAAUGAUGAUAACAAAAAUCAAACCGAUAUUGAAAAAAAUCAAACGAUAUUAAAAGAAAAUCAAAUGAUAUUAAAACCUUCACGCAAAUUACGCGAAGAACAAAAUAACGAAGUAAAUUCACCUGAUUCGCAAGAUCACGUGAAAAUGUACGUAAAACCGCGUGAUAAUAGCCAUUUAUUGGUAAUAACAAGAGUUCAAGAUGCAACAUUACUCAAUACGUUAUUUUCUAGUGAACAAAAUAUUAUAGCCUCAACACUUAUAAGCCAACCAAGUGGAUUAGCUGCAACAUCUUCGCAGUCGAAUAACGUACAAUACGAUAAAAGCAGGUCCAGUAUAGAAAGACAUGACAAAACGCAGUAUAAAGAUAUACCAAGUACAUUUACAUGUCCACAUCGUUUGCGACAAAAAUCGCAAACAAGAGUAAACAAACCAUCGUUAUUUAACAAACUUACAAGUUUGUUCAAGUUUAGAUGUUUUGGUAGUACUUUCAAUUAAUA
Pseudomyrmex gracilis is the source of this 652-nucleotide messenger RNA. RefSeq lists its product as uncharacterized. Bases 63 to 650 code for a protein of 195 amino acids. The record is from RefSeq and is a predicted model, not a curated record. NCBI's taxonomy places the organism in Eukaryota, Metazoa, Arthropoda, Insecta, Hymenoptera, Formicidae. The transcript has 4 exons.